This is a messenger RNA of Heterocephalus glaber (naked mole-rat), 933 nucleotides long. RefSeq names its product olfactory receptor family 5 subfamily AR member 1 (gene Or5ar1). NCBI's taxonomy places the organism in Eukaryota, Metazoa, Chordata, Mammalia, Rodentia, Bathyergidae. Gene Ontology annotation, biological process: G protein-coupled receptor signaling pathway. Gene Ontology annotation, molecular function: olfactory receptor activity; G protein-coupled receptor activity. The record is from RefSeq and is a predicted model, not a curated record. Gene Ontology annotation, cellular component: membrane.
AUGGAUAAAGAAAACCAGUCGACAGUAACUGAAUUUGUCUUCCUGGGCAUCACUCAAGACCCUCAGCUGCAGACCACCUUCUUCGGGGUCUUCCUCAUUGUGUACCUGGUCAGUGUCGUGGGGAACAUCGGUAUGAUCAUCCUGAUCAUAACAGACACUCACCUGCACACACCCAUGUACUUUUUUCUCUGCAACCUCUCCUUCGUUGACCUGGGCUAUUCCUCAACCAUAGCACCCCGGAUGUUAGCUGACUUUCUAACAAAGCACAAAGUCAUCUCUUUCUCCAGCUGUGCCACACAGUUUGCUUUCUUUGUAGGUUUUGUGGAUGCAGAGUGCUAUGUCCUGGCUGCGAUGGCCUAUGACCGGUUUGUGGCCAUCUGCAGACCCCUGCACUACAGCACUCUCAUGUCCAAGCGAGUCUGUGCAGCUCUUGUGCUGGGCUCUUACCUGGCUGGUCUAGUGAGUUUAGUGGCCCACACGUCCCUCACUUUCAGCCUCAAUUACUGUGGUUCCAAUAUCAUCAACCAUUUCUUCUGUGAAAUCCCGCCGCUCCUGGCCCUCUCUUGCUCUGACACCUACGUCAGUGAGAUAUUGCUGUUCAGUCUGUGCGGCUUCAUUGAGUUCAGCACCAUCCUCGUCAUCCUCAUCUCCUACGCCUUCAUCCUCGUCGCCAUCAUCAGAAUGACUUCCACGGAGGGUCGGCUCAAGGCUUUCUCCACCUGCGCGUCUCACCUCACUGGAGUCACUCUCUUCUAUGGCACAGUCAUGUUCAUGUACCUGCGGCCGACGUCCAGCUACUCCCUGGACCAAGAUAAGUGGGCCUCUGUAUUCUACACGAUUAUCAUUCCCAUGUUGAACCCCCUGAUCUACAGUCUGCGGAACAAAGAUGUAAAAGCUGCUUUCAAAAAACUCAUUGGGAAAAAACCACAAUAG